ACGGGGACACCAGUAUGACAAUGGCGCGGUUAUGAUGCAUUUAAAACAGAUACAAGAUAACCGACGAACAAUCAAGCUUUAAUUAGGGUUGACAUUGCCUAUACGGACCGUCAUGUCGACACAAACCCUCACCCAGAGGACAGCCACUAAGGGGAUGUCGUAGUGCCAUGUCGUCAUUAUGGGAUUACAUUGGACAACAUUUCUAUUUCUGGUAACACUUUCUUCCGUGGGUCACGUGAUCGCUCUCUCUGUCGAGCCCGACUGUCUCCCGUACGAGCCCCCGGACUCUGACAGUGUGUUCCUGGACAGUAAUGUAGAACCACCAGGUAUAAACGUGUGUUCAGUGAACUAUACUCGGACCAAGACAGAAGACAGGCCGUGCGCCGGGAUCCCCACCUCUAACUGUCCGGUGGACGUGACAGUGAUUUGUCCAAGCUACAAAUGUUGUAAAGGAUACUCCACAGAGUCGGACGCCGACACAGAAUGUCCCGCAGCGAUUUGUGAUGGUCAGAUCACAAGUACAGGUGCUUGUCAAAAUACAGCGGACGGUGGUCUAUACCAGCUGAUUAAAGGGACGAGGGUAUUCACGAGUAGUGGGCAAUGUAACGAGCCCGAGGUCUGCUCUAGUUGUGGCUCGGGCUUUUAUGCAGAUGGACCCAAAUGCAAAAUCUGUGCAGCCAUUGCAAAUUGCGAGCAUACAGAGUGUUCGAAUGGAACCUACACCCAAUGUGUUCAAUGUGAAGGGACGGUAAUUAACGCAGUGUACGGGCGAGCCUUGACCCCAGCGGCUGACAACGGUCAAUCUUGUCAAGUGACAUGUUCAUGGAGAAGUGACAGCACACGAUGCUACCCCGGGACUUGUCAAGAUGAGCUAGCAACCAACUGUAACUGCUCCACCGGGUUUAGUGGCACGCACUGCGAAAAAAUUACGGAACCAGUUUCUGUGACCUAUAAUGAAGCAGCAUUAGAAUUUGGAAUCAGCACCAGCAAAAAUCCUACCGAUCCUAAUAAUGUCACCCAACCACAGCCAACGAUAUGGGCGAAUGAACUGCAGUUUAACACCCUCAAGACCAGGAUAACAGCUUCCUGGGUUCCAUCGGUAACGCCUCCCGAUAUUAGGAACCAUUACGUCACAGAGUUCCAAGUUGGUCUUGUAGAGGGCUCCGUCGAUUAUGAACUCACACAAGCAUCUGGCCUUUUGGUGACCGGUACCAAGAGUUGUAGCGACCUCACCGUACUGGCCCCUAAGACGUCCGCUUACACCUGUGAAGUGGACUUUACGUUUGCUAGUUUGUUCAGUCACAAUGACACGUUGAAGUGGUCCUACAAAAUGAAAAAUGGUGGAUUUGUCAAAGUUUUGAAUAGAGAAACAUCCACUGAAGAUAUAUUUUACUACGAAGGACAAGAAUCAACGGCCAGUUACAUUUACCAUUUCGACUCGGUAAAACCAACUUCCGGUAGUGAUGAGCCGCUGGUCGCACCCGACCUUACAAACAUGUCCCUGAUUACGAUAACAUGGAACAAUUGGACAGAUGACCUGUCGGGAAUAUCUCAUUUUGAAUAUGAGCUCACAGAUAUCGGAUACGGAACGACAACGCUUGUGAAAAAGGUCUCCAAUAUCACUGCUGAUGUUGAAUCGGAAACAUUUACAGCUCCUGCUGAUGGGCUUUACCAAGUUGUUCUUACAUGCUACGAUCUAGCCGGGAAUUUUAAGUCUGCCCGACAAAUAUUUCUCUAUGACAGUUCCUCUACAAUCGACAUCACCCCAGGUCAUAAGAUUUCUGACUCGUUGUCCUCCACAAACACUACCCACACGUGGGUCGUGACCCCCGCCACUAGUGUGACGAUAGAGUGGGAUGGACACUUUGUGAACACUCGCCAUAAAAACAACCAAUGGCUGACGGGUGUUAAGGCCUAUGGUGGGAUAGACAAGACCUCUAAAUAUGAAGACAAUACAGGAGUUAUUACAAUUAACAGCAUUGAUCAUGAGGACGGUAUCACUGAUUUUAAAGUAAAAUUGGAAGUAAACAAGGACGAAACAACAGUGACGCAACAAAUUGCAGAGUAUUCAGUGUUCAACAUCCACAAACAGUCAGAGACAUUCACAGGAAUCACGUGGGGCGAUGGAGAUCGCAUGAAGAUAACAGUGACUGCUUUUGACAUAAUGGGCAUGACUCGAGAAGACAAUGUUGUACUGUACAAAGAUAUGACACCCCCAAAUAUUACAAAUCUAUGGCUAACCCAAGAUGACGAACUUGGUGUAAAUGUGUUUGGUCUGACAGAUUUUAAUAAAAUGACCAUUGAGUGGUCAGCAGAAGAUCUACAUAGUGGCUUAGAUAGUAUAACGUGGAGAAUAUACGAUGCAGAUGACACCACAUUGCAGCAUGGAAUAGAACAUGUUCCUCCUCAAGGAAAUUCAGAGAAUAUGACAGACUGUAUCGACAAGUAUCAGACAACUGCACGUGGAGCAAAUUGUUAUUGCACUGCAUUUGUCGGUUGCUUCCAUCGCCAUUUUGUUGUCAAACCAACCGUCCCUAGCAACGGUCUUCAGGGUGUCCAUGAUGCAGAUUAUUUCAUAGAAGUGGUGGCUACCAACAAGGCACAGCUCCAAACAGUAGCACAGACAAGAAUCAGUGUUGAUACAACCCCGCCCCAUGCAGGGUUCGUUAUGGAUGGGUCGCUUGGACAAGAUGAGGUCGAUUACCAGCAAGGAAUGACUCUGCAAGCUCAUUGGUCGGGCUUCUUCGACAGAGAAAGUGGCGUUCGCUUCUAUCAAUAUGGUUUUUCCACUGAAUGUUUAACAUCUGAAAACUUUUCUCUCGUUGCAAACAGCAGCACUAUUGUUAGAACAACCACGUCCAAUGAUGCAAGCAUGACAGUGACAUCAGAGGAUACUUAUUACAUCACAGUUGUUGCGUAUAACGCCGCAUUCAUGCCCUCAGACCCAGUUUGCUCUGAUGGAGUGACCAUAGACACAAGUGACUCUCAUAUCAAAGAAUUGUCUCUCAGUAACGCUCGAGUCAGAGGAGGGUUGGUCGUAGCCUCCGGGGAGUACUGGAUGAUCUCUGACGACCGAUCCAGGAAGAGGAUAUACAACACAACAAGCUGCAGUUCCAAAGCCACCGCCAUUACAGGCUUAGAUUUGAUUCCCAUUGAGAGAGACCCCGAUGGUAAUAUUAUGGAGGUUGAUGGAGAUUCGGUUUGUGCGAGUACAGCAGGUGCCCCCGCAGAUCUGACCCCUGUCCUCUCAAGUGCUACAACGUAUCACCUGGAUUGGUUAGAAAAUGCCGGAAAAAGUGGGAUUUAUAACUUCGAAUUCGGAAUAGAUUCUACCCCAAACAGUGCCAGCCCAUCCAUUUUGCCGUUUACAUCAACUGAACACCACCCUAGCUUCAGACUUCCGGCAAAUGUGCUGCCCCUCAAUUCUGAAUUUUAUUUAACCAUCAAAACCAUCACCAAAGCAAACAAAGAAAGCAUUCAGAGUGUGAAAUGUAUCCUGGAUGUCACGGCACCAGUUUUUACUGGCACAGUGACAGUCUCGAUCAGUAGCGACAACAAAUACCUCACGGCGUCAUGGCUGACAGCAAUCACCGAUACAGAAGAUCCGUUUGAAUUAGAUAUAGAAUUUGCAAUAGGAACUGAGGUAUACGGAACACAGAUUCAGAAGUUCAGUCCUCUUCAAACUGGAGGAAGUUGUACGUCACUGAGCCCCGCCCUUUGUACAGGUGUCGCUAUAGACUCAUUGGACUGGGAUCUGCAUGGCUUCCACGUGUAUUACGUCACUGUCAAGGCUACGAACAGGGCAAUGCUGUCUACACAAGCCGUGUCGCCUCCAUAUGAACACGGAAUACAAAAAGUCACUGUUGGAUUAGUGAUCGAAAUACCACCAGCGGAUAAUAGGCCAUACAUUCCAGUACUGGAUAUUGAGGACAUCGAUUUUCAAAGCGAGACAGACAAGAUUUCUGCGCGGUGGAGCGGUUUUUAUCACCCACAUUCAAACGUGACUUUCACGAUGUCGGUUGGCUCCACUAAAGGAGGGACUGAUGUGGUGAAUGCCCAGAAUGUGGGGACUAACACCAAGUACACCCUCACCGGCCUCUCCCUGACCAACUUACAAACGUAUUACGUGAGCAUCACGGCGUCUACGCCCUAUCAAGAUACCACUGUGACGUCAGACGGAGUGACGGUGGUACAGGACAAUACACCGCUCUCUUCUGUCACCAUUAAUGACGGCGUACCAUGCACCAUGAAUGUUGACAACAAUAUGACGGUCUUUACCCAUCAUGACGUGGACAAUCGUAAGAAGUGUGAGGAUGACAUUGACUACCAAUCGUCCGUCACGACGCUGUCGUCUCACUGGGACAUCCCCGCGGGCGAGGACCACUACCUCACCGACGUCUUUAUCAGGGUCGAAGUAAAGAAUGGAGGGUCCUGGUCAGGAGUGACAGAGUGGGUGUACCUGAUGACCCACUACCACCACACCUUCACCGGCCUGAACCUCUCUCCGGGCCACACCUACAGGUCCUCCGUCAAAUUAUGUGCCAGACUCUUCUGUUUUGUCCCUAUUAAUAGCAAUGGUGUAACAGUACUGGCUAAUAACCCUAUUACUGGAGCCCUGACUAUAAACCACCAAGGUUCCGGAACUGAAACGCUGGCCAUAGAGUUUGAUCAGUUUUACGACCCAGAUGUUCUUCUCCCUGGCGAUAAAUAUAAUGUAGUUGAUAAGUAUGAAUAUGCAGUUGCCGACAAUUCAACCAAUGGCAACGUGCACACAAGAUGGGAGACCAUUACUUCUGCUCCUUCUGGACAAAAGAUAUCUUUCACGGUGACUCUGACUGGUACAAUGGAUUUUAGUAAGUGCAGAAACAUUGUCAUCAGAGGCUAUAACAAAGCAGGGCUCCAUAGCACGGUAUCUGCUGGCAUCAAAGACUGUGCUCAGUUCAAUCCCAUUCUGAUUGUCCCCAAUGUCAUCGUAGAUGCCGUGGGUCCCGCUGAUCCAGCGGACGACAAGAAUGGUUUAGGCGUGUCUCUUCCGGAGAAUGCCGUUUGGACUGUGGCUGAUGCCGACUACACGCCAUUUCGGACAGUAUUAUCUGCUGUCUGGCAUUCUGGGAGAUAUUCCUCUUAUAAGUGGGCCGUUAUAGAAGACAGAAGCCCAGAACCAGUCACAUACAACAAACAGACUUCUCCUCUGUCGCUGAGAGACCCUUGCUCCCACGCUGACGUCGUACAUUCCAAAUGUGGAACUACGACAAAUGAAUUUGUAAACGUCAUUUUCAAUGAAAACGAAUAUUUGGUGCAUGGAAAAACCUACACGAUAUGUAUCCAUGCCGACGAGGAGAAUGUGACCAAUGAGCUCUGGACAAACCUUCUACCUGAGCUUAGUGUGUGUACUGACGGGGUGGUCGUGGAUCUCACUAACCCCACAGUGGCAGAUGUCUGGCUUGGAAACGUUAAAAAUACCAAAUACCAGGUUGCUGCGUCUGACUUUUACGUCAACUGGAAAUCGUUUGUUGACAUUGAGGAACUUGGGGUAGGAAAACACCAUACGGGCAUCAGUUACUACGAAGUCAUCAUCGGAUCAACGGAAGGAGGAAAUGACGUCGUGGACAACACAAAUGUAGGGGUGGUUAACCACGCCCACUUUGGAUCCCUUACCUUGCACUCGGGUCACAAAUAUUACGCAACAGUCACAGGAUAUGAUUUUGUUGGAAGAAAAGCCAGUAAAACUUCUGAGUCUGUCAUUGUGGAUUUCACGCCCCCUGUUAUCACUGAUGAGCCAAUCAAACUUAAAAGUGGUCGACACAUUAUAUCAACAACCGAAGUUUCUGUUUGCUGGUCAAAUAUUUUCGAUGACAAGGAAAGUGGACUUGAUUAUUUCUUGUGGUCUGUUGGUUCCAUGCCGGGAUAUAAUGAUAUGAUGGAAUUCAAGAGAGUUAACGAUGUGUGUGCGACGAAUGGUCCUUCAACGUUAACCAUGGAAGAGGGGCAUGCUUAUUACAUCAACGUUAGAGCUUAUAACAAAGCUGGUCUCUCUACUACUGUGACGUCAUGGGCCUUUACUGUGGAGGCCUCGCCUCCAGUUGCUGGUCACGUGUUUGAUGGCGACAAAUCACAAACCUCAGACCAGAUAGAUCUGGAUUUUCAAACACAUUUAGACUAUUUAUCGGCUUACUGGAAGGGGUUCAAUGACCCCCAUUCUACGAUCACUGAAUACUACAUCAGUAUCGGCACGUGCAUCCUCUGUCAGGACGUGCUUCAACAUCAAGCAAUAGGAAUCGUUUACGAAUAUCGACUUACGGGUAUCGGACUAGCCGUCGGAAUGACGUAUUACACGUCAGUUACCGCCUGUAAUACAGCAAACCUGUGCACUACCGUGACCUCUGAUGGCAUCAUCAUUGAUAAUAGUCCGCCAAGUCCAGGGCGGGUGAAGGAUGGACCUGGAACGGAAGACAUUGAGUAUCAGGCUUCAAGAUCUCACAUUUCAGCAUCUUGGAAUGGUUUUUCGGACCCACAGUCAGGAUUGCAAAAAUUCGUCUGGAAAGCAGGAACCAAACCAGGUGGAAAUGAUAUAUUCAAUGUGACGUUCCAGCACCUUCAUUUAAGCCUGUUUGCGAGAAGCUUACCCCUUCCUUCCAAUCUUCUAGUUGGGGUUAGGAUUUAUGUAACCGUUGGCUGCUAUAAUAACGCUGGUCUGUAUGUGGAAUCAUCAUCUAAUGGUUUUAUCGUGGACGAUACUGCUCCUGAGAUCGCCUUAGAGCCUUCUUUUCCCGCCAAUCUGGUGACGUACGACACUGAUACUGACCAGUUUUACCAGGUACAUAGGACAACGCUCAAAGUGGAAUGGCAGGCCAGCGAUCAAGAAUCUUACAUCGAACGCCAGUAUCUCACUAUUAAGUCCCAUAUUGGGGGAGAAUUUAACAGUGCUCCUACACAGAUCAACGGAAUAGUACGAGACUACACGUUCAGCGACUUAGACCUGCAUGAUGGGGUGGAGUACUUCGUGGUACUGAUAGCCUGUAAUGGAGCGGGACUCUGUUCCAACGCCACCUCCAAACCCCUGCUGGUGGACAGCACGCCCCCAAACAGAGGGAUGUUUGCCAUUCAGACAGACCAUGCCGCCAAUCUGUCCCGCCAUGUUGAUGGUCACAUGACCUGGACGUACAAGAAGACGGUGUCGGUACUGUUGGCGUGGAUAGGAUUUGAUGACAGUCACUCAAAUAUCCGCCAUUACAGUGUCAACAUUGGAUCCUCAUUCUUUUCAUCGGAUCUGAAUCAAGACCCUGGAAUACCAUUUGUUAUUCCCCAUAAUAACACCGGUGAAACGAAAGAAAACGAAGGCAUUGUGCAAUCGAGCACUCUUCCUACACAGAGCCUCACAAGGCAUACUUUUAUAUACAUCCACAUGUGGGCAGAAAACAUGGCUGGACUGAAGAGCGCCAUCAUUCAUUCCAAAUUCAAGAAAGAGGCUGGUGGUCCUCUUCACUUAGUUCGGCGUUGUGAUGCCUACACGUGUGAAGGUCACUGUACCUGCGCAGCCCAGGACGAGAGAUGUCCAAUCAAAGCAUCUCUUACAUGCGUCAAUGACACAGACACUGGUUCACACAGUAUUGUCAUGGUUACGGACCACAUCGGGUUCGGAUCCAACGACGUAGAUUACACGCCUUCAGACACUGUACUGCAAGGUUCUUGGACAAUCACGCAGAUUCAGAACUACAAGCCUGUCUGGUACCAGUGGAGUGUCGGGUAUACCAGUGAAGACGCCCCAGAAGGCGUCUUUGAUGCGUCCUCAGAACUCGUUUGGCAUGACGCAGCGUCAAUCACUCAAAUGACCUUCACCACAAAGAAAGGCAAAAAGCUGAAACAAGGAAUGAAAUAUUCAUUCUUUGUACGAGUGUGGUAUUCAACAACUGUGUUUGGCGACUUUAAGUCUGAUGGAGUGAUCGUCACAAGUCAACCUCCGAUUACAAGCGUACUGAACGGGGCAGCGGUUACAGAGGUUAGAAGAUACAGUAAAAUAAAAGACAUGGACUUCAUCAAGUUUGGUUCACAAAUCACAGUCGAUUGGGCCCACAAGUUUGUGAAUGCUUCUAAUGAUGUUUCCAAAAUCGAGUUAUACGUCAGUACCAGGCCUGGAGGUCAUAAUAUUCACUCGGAGGCGACCAGGUUGGGUUCUUCUGACACAAGCUUCAAUAUUCUGACUAUGAAUGGUAGAAGUGGGGUGCGGUACUACAGCAAUGUUAUUGCCUACACCCAUUCUGGUAUACACCGUACGGAGUCCUCUGACGGGUUUGUCCUUGAUUCAGAUCCACCAAUCAAAGGGGUCGUCUACGACGGUCCAGGGUUGAAAGAUUUACAGUUCCAAGAUUCUGAAUCUAUUGUGGCCGCUCACUGGCACGGUUUUAUUGACCUGGUCUCUGGCAUAAGAUGGUACCACUGGUGUGUGGGUUCCACCCCCGCGUUGUCUGGCCCUGCUUGCGAUGUGGUGUCUUGGAGGAAUGUAGGCCUCCAUACCAGAAUGACAUUACAGCUGUCAACCACUCUUCCAAGGUGUGUGUAUAACAAGGUGUAUGCUACCGAUGUAGUAGGAUUUAACUCCCCUGUGGCUGUAUCCAAUGGUUACUGUUCCGACACUACGUCACCAGUUCCUUUGUAUCUGGCAACUCUGGAACACAAUAUUGUUGUAAAUGGCGCCUUCAACACAUAUAAACAUAGUGUCAAAUUUACGGACUUGAACACGACAGACAUUUGUGAUGGGACCAAUAAUAUCGGGGUCCCCGGGUGGUUCCUUCAGCCCGAUGCUUGUGCCGUUAUUGUGGAAUCAAGUUUAUCCCAGACUGAAAACUUUUUCAUCCACGUGCGUGGUGGGGUUCAGCAAGAAGUGUCACUCUCCCCAGGCUUACACAGACUAACUUUUGUUUCUAGUCACGUGCAUAUUAACGCUGCAAGAACUGCAAACCGAGAGGGAUUUGCAUCGCUUGGUGUACAGCGCCACAUUUUCAUAUUAUACACAAAACCAUACCGCCAAGAUGGGCAUAGUUUAGAAUCAGAAAGAAAGAUAUUGUCGUGGCAUAAUCAUACAUUCUACUUCAAUGUCACUAGAGAGGGAAUGUAUGACCUUGUGUUAGGGUCGGUAGGUCAUCAUAGUGGGCUCUAUAUUGAUGACGUCAGGUUACAGUUGGUUAAUACAAGUGACGUAACUGGUUUGGUCAGCAAUGACACAGUUCACGGCCAUACUACGUUUUUGCACGAGUGGUCUUCUGUACAUGCAGGAUGGAGCUUCUAUAAUCCAGGACCAAGUCCAAUUACAAACUAUAUGUGGGCUAUUGGUUUCUCUCACGGUGGAAUUCAGAUUCAAAAUUUUAAAAGCACUGGUUUAGUUCCAUUUGGUUCUAAGAACGAUGUGACAUUGGUACACAAUGCCUCGGUAUAUUAUACAGUCAUAGCGAGUAAUGCAGUCGGGAAAAUGGCCGUAUCGUAUUCGGGGAGAAUUCUUGUUGAUUUGACCCCUCCACUAAUACCAGAAGUCAAUGAUGGACGAGGUCCCGAUGAAGAUUUCAGUGGAAUCAGCACAGUGUUCGUGAACUGGGAGGCUAAUGACCCAGAGUCUGGAAUACGAAUAUGUGAAUGGGCAGUUGGUUAUUCGCCAGAAUCUUCUGACCUGAAGAAGUUUAGCGUUAUGACGACGUACUCCGGAUACAUUGACGUCAAUUUCACGGACACGGAGAACAACACUAUCUACAGCACUGUCCGAUGCACGAAUCACGCAGGGCUUAUCACGUACGCUUACUCCGACGGAAUAAAGAUCUCUCAAAAUGCACCAAACUCAUCCAACGUUCAAAUUAGUCACGUGGCUCUGUCUCAGACCGAAUAUUCUCCAUCCGACGGAUUUCAAGGGGUUUCCGAUUCCCUGCGAUUGUAUUGGUCUGGAUUUGAUGACACUUUUGGAAUAAGCUCCCAUAAAAUGGAGAUCGAUUUUGACAAGUCAGAGGAUGACCUGUUCACAACCAUGACAUUUGCACAGAAUCAGACGGUGCAGUACGUACACCUUAGCAAGCUCGCCAUGAAAGAUGGUGUUCAAAGGGUCAAGGUCAAUACGAAAAAUGCUCUUGGAAUAUCAAGCGAACACGUUUUUUACAAUGUUUCGUUAUACACUUUGCCUCCAGUCCGGAACAAUAGUUUCAAUCCAAAAGUGACUUGGAAUGCGGCGACCCAGAAGUUUAGUGCUUCGUGGCCUGAUGUAUUUUUCUCUCCUCAUCCUCUAAGGUUUGAGGUCUCUGCUGGUUUAGCUGAGGGUGGAGCCGAAAUUUUACAAUGGGCGGAAACGUUGAACACCACACUGGAGUUUGAAAUGCCCAAAAGCAUAACAGACUUUAGAGGAUAUGACGUUUUUGUUUAUAUCCGGGCAAUUACAGUUGGAGGGUUUUACACUGGUGUGAAAGGAAAAGUGAAAUUGCCGUCGUAACGAUUUACUUUAUCAAGGCCAUUCUGUUGGUGCUUCUAUAAAAAUGGCGCUUUAACAUAUAUGAAACUAAGUUACCAAUCUAUUUUCAUUCAUUAUUUUUUUUUACGAAUCGGAAAUACAAGAGUACUUUUCAUCUUGUUCAUUAAUGAAAGAUACAAUGUACAUGUAUAAUGUCGUUAGUAAUGGUUGUGUAGUAUCGAAGACUUGUGUAUCAGCUGUUGUUUCUACCAGUAUUUUGGUACCUGUUGUAAAGGAUGCGAAUUCAUUCCACUUUGGGUUCUGUGAAAUUAUAGUACAGUAUUCUAAACAUAGGACCUUAGUUUCUCUCUGGUGGGUUUCAAAAUAUACUUUUCACCUAAAGGAACAAAUUCUUAGUAAAUAUAUGAGCGCUGAGUCCUUGAAUAUACCCAUCAGAAACUUGUCUUCUGUCCCUGUGUAAAGUAAAAAGUAACUUUGUACGAAUGUUGUACUUUGCACAAAAAAUCGCCUUUAAGUUAAUAUUCGUGCUGUCCAAGUCCAAAGUUGUUUCUACUUUUAACAUUACCUCUAAGGCACAAAUAUUCAAUCACGUGAUUUUUUUAUUUAUUUUUCAUUUAUGCAGAUGCAAGUAUCUCGUAGACUGAGUUUUUGAUGUUCUAUUCUGUCAGUUAUACAGACAAUCCCCUUUGAGUAUCCAUACCAUUUAUAUCCCACAAUGUGCUCAAAAAUUAAAAUCUAUAUGUACAGUUUGUUGAUUUCUUAGUUGCAGAAGUAACACUAUACUAGAAAGGAUAAUGUUGGAAGUAGAGAUUGGUUGGGUUUUUGCUCUUUAAUUUCAAAACGACAUUUCCUCCUAUAUCUACGGUUUUGUGUUUCGUUAAACAUAGAAUUCACUUAAAGGGACUUGGACACGAUUUUAUAUUAAAAUUUUCUUUUUCUUUUUUAUGUAUAAAAUGGUUUAUUUGUUCAUUUUGAAUUAUUGACCAAAAUAUGAAUGUUGGAAGUCAAGUUAUAAGAGAGAUACAGCGGUAAGAAUUCAUUGUUAUGCAUACAAAGCUCGAGUCUUAUAUUUGUUUACAAAUAAAGUAAAGUAUGGAAUUACCAUUUCUUUGACCAAAUUAACAAGUAAAACUGAUUCAAUAUGUUCAUAGAUAAUAUGAUAAACAGAAACAAACAAAAUUUAAUUAAGAAUUUUACCAAUAAAACACAUUUGUUUACAAAACAAAGAUUUUCAAACUCUGUAUUUUGCUUAUAACUCAAUGUUUGACUUUCAAAUUUUGAUGAAGCAUUAAAAGUACCUAUGAUAACCAUUCUAAGCAUUAAAAUUGGAAAAAUAAAAUUUUGAAUUUUGAGCUCAAAUCGUGUACAAGUCCCUUUAAGCCUUAUAUAUCUGUUGUCUGAUUAAUGAUUCAGUUUAUUUCUGUCAUGAUGUAUGUUUACUUUUGGGAAAAACAAUUUCUUAUUUUAAAAAAAUGUACAGUUUUUUGUCAAAAUGACAGCAAUUUAAUAUAUUCAUUUUUUGUGGUUUUUCUUUCUUUCUGGAUUUGCGUAUUUAUUCAGAUUUGAGUAUACACAUACUAUCAAUUGUGUGAAAAUAAAAGAUUUUAAUUUUGUGACUCCCAGUUUUUCGAAAGAAUAAAGACAAUGGGUUUAGGAACAAAUCACUACACGUCUUUCAUCAUGUUUAAUUACCGUUAGUGGUCGCCUUUAAUCAUGUUGUUUCUGUUUGUUUUAUCACAUAAAUCUUUGAAUAAUUUA
Molecule: messenger RNA, 12202 nt
Organism: Magallana angulata
Lineage: Eukaryota; Metazoa; Mollusca; Bivalvia; Ostreida; Ostreidae
Exons: 54
Coding region: 179-10465 (3428 amino acids)
Molecular function (GO): protein binding
Source: RefSeq, a predicted model, not a curated record